Adelges cooleyi (spruce gall adelgid) is the source of this 1232-nucleotide messenger RNA. Its product is annotated as BUD13 homolog. Gene Ontology annotation, biological process: mRNA splicing, via spliceosome. Lineage: Eukaryota; Metazoa; Arthropoda; Insecta; Hemiptera; Adelgidae. The record is from RefSeq and is a predicted model, not a curated record. Gene Ontology annotation, cellular component: U2-type spliceosomal complex; RES complex. Gene Ontology annotation, molecular function: RNA binding. Bases 144 to 1085 code for a protein of 313 amino acids. The transcript has 6 exons.
GAGACCUGCAAUUAUCAUUUAUCAACUUAUCUACUAUCUAAAUUCUAGCGUAUAACCGCGGACAUAGACAAACAGACAACUGUAAACAUCUAAAAAUUUGUAUAGAAUUUAAUUUAAAUCUUUCUACUUUCAAUACCCGUAAUAUGUCGGAUAAAGUGUCCAAGAAAAAAAAGAUAUUAUCACAAAAAGAUUAUCUAAAAAAGUACCUUGCCGGUGGGAAAAAGAAAAAGAAAAAUGUAAAAGUUCAGAAAAGAGUACAAAUAAUUGAUGACAAUAUCGAUUGUGUCAAUGAAGAAAAUGGAACAUUUGAUGGAGACAAUAAUAUAGCCGGAUUUGAUCCAGCCGAUGAAUUUGCACCUCAGAUUGUUGGUGUUGUCGAUGAAAGACCUCAAGAUAUCAAAACAUUGGACUUGUAUAAAAACAAAAACCGUUGGAAACGAGUAGGUGAGGAUAGUGAUGUUGAAGAAGAAUCUACAAAAAUUGAUGUGGAUCAAGUUCAAAAAUAUGUUCAACAAAUCAAUAAGUCUACUUUAAAUGAACUGUUAAAAAAUAAAAAGAAUGAUGAUGAAAUCAUAGAAAAUGGUCUGCCCAUUAGGCGAGAUAGAAAAACUGGAAAAAAACGAGACCUUGAAAAAGAAAAGAAAGAGCAAGAGAAAAAAGAUGAAAAAUUAAAAGAACAUAAAGAAAAAUAUGCUGUUUGGGGAAGAGGUGUAAAGCAAGUGAAAGACGCUCAUGAGCAACACGAAUCGGAUAUGCAUGAAAUGCAAAAACCGUUGGCUAGGUAUGCCGAUGAUCAAGAUCUGGAGGACUUGUUAAAGUCGAAAGUGAGAGAUGGUGACCCUAUGCUGGACUAUAUUAGGAAUAAUAAAGCAGAUGCUGAUGAUGAUGUCUCGCCAGAUGGCGUAAGACAUGAAAUAAGAGUUUUCCGUGGAUUCUGUCCCCCUAAUAGAUUUGGUAUUCAACCGGGUCAUAAGUGGGAUGGAGUUGAUAGAUCAAAUGGUUACGAAGCCAAAUAUUUAUUACAACUAAAUUCUAAAAAGGCAUUAGAGGAUGAAGCGUAUAAAUGGAGUUGUUCCGAUUUAUAAAUUGGAAAUAUAUUUAAGCAUAAAUUUUAUGUUAAUUUUAAUAACUUUUGAUGUUUUGUGAUAAAGUGUACAUAAACAUGAAGUAAACAUUUAUUUAGUCCUGAAUUGUAAAAUUAUAAAAAUAAAUUUGCAAAACUAUUGAAGGAA